This is a messenger RNA of Asparagus officinalis (garden asparagus), 1300 nucleotides long. Its product is annotated as E3 ubiquitin-protein ligase CIP8-like. Lineage: Eukaryota; Viridiplantae; Streptophyta; Magnoliopsida; Asparagales; Asparagaceae. Gene Ontology annotation, molecular function: ubiquitin protein ligase activity. Gene Ontology annotation, cellular component: cytoplasm. Gene Ontology annotation, biological process: protein ubiquitination. The coding region runs from base 95 to 1285 and encodes 396 amino acids. The transcript has 2 exons. The record is from RefSeq and is a predicted model, not a curated record.
CAAAUGCACCAAAAUCCCAAACAAAAUUAAAAUAAUAUUUUCUCUCAUUUUCCUCCCUCCCUCUCUCAAAAAUCCUCAGAAAUCCUCCAUUUUAAUGGCGAAAGUAGCGGACGUCUUCCAUCUUCACCUCGAAGAAGAAGAAGAAGAGGAAUUCGAAGAGGAACCAUCGCAAUUAGACAUCGAUUUCGAUGCCGAAACCCUGGAUCCCUCCCCUUUCUUCGCCUCCUUCGUCUUCGAAGAGGAGGAGGAAACCCUAACCCUAGCUCCCCCAAUUUUCUCCCCUGAAAGCAAUUUGCAAAGAUCCGACUUCGACGACCAGAUCACCCUCACCCUCGACCUCUUCGAUCGCUGCCCCCAUCCCGAAGCCCUAGACACCUCCGAUUUUGGCGCGUUCGACGCCAUGACGUCUGAUUACCUAGGGUUAGGGUUAGGGCUGGGGUUUGAAGUCGAAGAGCAAGAUCAGGAGGAGGAGGAGGAAGGUCAGUGUAUGGAUCAAAGGGAUGGGCUUCGGGCUGUUGGGUUCUUCUCGGAUUCGGAAACCGAAGAGGAUCCGAAUCCGCAUCAUCAUGAUCUUUGUUGGGAUUCGCUUCGGUUGGAGGAGGACCAGAGGGAUUUCGGCGAGGAUUUCGAGUGGGAGGAGAUUGAUGGCCGGCUCGACCAGAGGGAUCUUCUGAGCAUGAUGGUUGGAGAGAGAUCGAGGAGCUCUGAAACCGAUGAAGAGGAUGAAUUGGAGGAGGAACUGGUGGAGAAUGUUGAUUGGGAAGUUCUUUUACAUGUGAGCAAUGUGGUUGUGGAGGAUGAGGAUUAUAUAAACCCUUCGGAGUAUGAGAUUUUGUUUGCUGAUCAUGAUAGUGCUAUUAGAGGUAGCCCUCCAGCUGCGAAAUUGGUGGUUGAGAAUCUACCGUAUAAAGUCCUGACCCAAGAGGAUUUGGCCAAGAAUAAUGCAACCUGUGCAGUUUGCAAAGAUGAGAUUUUGUUGGAGGAGAAGGUGAGGCAGUUGCCAUGCAUGCAUCAUUAUCAUGGGGAUUGCAUCUUGCCCUGGUUGGGGAUGAGGAACACUUGUCCAGUUUGUCGAUAUGAGCUGCCGACUGAUGAUCCUGAGUACGAGAGGUGGAAGGCUCGGAGGAGGACUAGUCAUGAUGGAAUGGCUAGUAAUGAUGGCAGGCACAUUUUUCUACGACCUCAAAAGUUUUAUGUUAAUGGACUAAGGUUUGUUAUGGAAGACAAGUUAUGGAGGACAGCUGCACUUGUGCCAGGUAUUUCAUAUCCAUCUCUUUGUAACUAAGGUAGUUUAGUUUUU